AUGCGCCCUCUCCUCGGUGCGCUAGUCGGCGCGCUCGCUCUCUCGACCUUUGUAUACGCCCAAAGCGAUUUCUCGUCCAAUUGCUCUUCCUUCGUCGAGGCGAUCACUCUUGAGAACGUCACCGUGCAGUCGACGGAGUUCGUCGCCGCUGGCACGAACAUCAGCGUGUACGUGCCCGAGUCGUGCAUGUCGGCCUCGUACCAGGUCGUUAGCAGCAACCUCUGCCGCGCCACGAUGAAUGUCUCGACUUCGGACCGCAGCGGUAUCCGCCUCGAGGCGUGGUUCCCGCAGAACUACACCGGUCGAUUCCUGAGCACGGGUAAUGGCGGAAUUGGAGGAUGCAUCCAGUACAGCGACCUCGACUACGCCGCCUCCCUCGGUUUCGCCGCCGUCGGCGCCAACAACGGCCACGACGGCAUGACCGGCGAGCCCUUCCUCAACAACCCGGACGUCAUCACCGACUUCGCCUGGCGCUCCCUACACACCGGCGUCAUCGUCGGCAAGCAGCUCGUCGAGACCUUCUACGGCGCGCCGCAUAACAAGUCGUACUACCUUGGCUGCUCAACCGGCGGACGACAGGGCUGGAAGAUGGUGCAGGAUUUCCCAGAGGACUUCGAUGGUGUGGUGGCGGGCGCACCGGCGAUGGCGUUCAAUGCCUUGCUGUACUGGAGCGGAUCGUUCUACACGGUUACGGGCACUUCGGACGACCCGACCUUCGUGCCGGUCGACUUUUGGGCGAACAAUAUCCACCAGGCUGUCCUUGAUCAGUGCGACGCGCUCGACGGGGCGACCGAUGGCGUUCUGGAGAACCCGGACCUCUGCGACUUCGACGUGACGCCACUCAUCUGUGCGGAUGGCAACACGACCGACUGCUUGACCGAGACGCAGGCGGAGACCGUGCGCACGGUCCUGAGCGCUAUCUACGACGGGAACGGCACGCUCGUUUACCCGCGCUUGCAGCCGGGCGCGGAGGUGAUGGCAGGGCAGCAGCAGUUCAACGGGCAGCCAUUCGACAUCACUCAGGACUGGUAUCGCUAUGUCAUCUACAACGACUCGACCUGGGACCCCGCGACCCUCACCCUCAACGACUACGCAGUCGCCCUCGCGCAGAACCCCGCCGGCAUAGAGACCUUCAACGGCGACAUCUCAGCCUUCGAGGCCGCUGGCGGAAAGGUCCUCCACUACCACGGUCUCAUGGACGGCUUGAUCUCGUCCGACAACUCCAAGCGCUAUUAUUCCCUUGUGCAGCAAACGAUGGGCAAGGACUCGUCCGAGCUCGACGACUUCUACCGCUUCUUCCCGAUCAGUGGGAUGUCGCACUGCAGUGGGGGCGACGGCGCGUAUAGGAUUGGGAACAUGGAUGGCGGGGCUGGGACGAGUGCGGACGAUAAUGUGCUCAUGUCGAUGGUGCGAUGGGUCGAGGAGGGUGUGGCGCCGGAGGUUGUGCGUGGUGCGAAUGCCAACGUCACUUACUGGCGCUCGCAUUGCAAGUGGCCGCUGACGAACAAGUACGUUGGUCCUGGCUCGUACGAGGAUGAAUCGGCAUGGCAGUGCAGCUAA
This is a messenger RNA of Schizophyllum commune H4-8, 1560 nucleotides long. Its product is annotated as tannase and feruloyl esterase. The transcript is spliced from 3 exons. The record is from RefSeq and is a predicted model, not a curated record. Bases 1 to 1560 code for a protein of 519 amino acids. Lineage: Eukaryota; Fungi; Basidiomycota; Agaricomycetes; Agaricales; Schizophyllaceae.